Molecule: messenger RNA, 1691 nt
Organism: Cornus florida
Lineage: Eukaryota; Viridiplantae; Streptophyta; Magnoliopsida; Cornales; Cornaceae
Product: dnaJ protein homolog
Exons: 8
Coding region: 176-1441 (421 amino acids)
Biological process (GO): protein refolding; response to heat
Cellular component (GO): cytoplasm; cytosol
Molecular function (GO): Hsp70 protein binding; ATP binding
Source: RefSeq, a predicted model, not a curated record
UCUUCAUCCUUUAAGAGGACUCUCCCAUCAGGGCAAGACUAUUUGUGACUUUGUGAGAGAACUGGAGAGGGAUCGUACUCUCUUUUUCUCUCUCUAAAAGCCCUUUCCUUUCUCCAUCUUCUUUCUCUCGAAUCCCUCGCGAGAGCAUUUGUGGUGGCAUUGAAGUGCUUUAAUCAUGUUUGGGCGUGCUCCUAAGAAGAGUGAUAACAGCAAAUACUACGAGAUUCUCGGUGUUCCAAAAAGUGCAAGUCAAGAUGAACUAAAAAAGGCAUAUAGAAAAGCUGCCAUAAAAAAUCAUCCUGACAAAGGUGGAGACCCCGAGAAGUUCAAGGAAUUGGCUCAAGCUUAUGAAGUUCUUAGUGAUCCAGAGAAAAGAGAGAUUUAUGAUCAAUAUGGUGAAGAUGCCCUUAAAGAGGGAAUGGGAGGAGGAGGUGGCGCCUCUCAUAAUCCAUUUGAUAUAUUUGAAUCAUUUUUUGGUGGAGCAGCUUUUGGUGGUGGUGGCAGUACGAGAGGUAGAAAGAAACAAGGUGAAGAUGUAGUGCAUACUCUAAAGGCAUCUUUGGAAGAAUUGUACAAUGGUACAACGAAGAAACUCUCCCUUUCGAGGAGCAUCUUGUGCAAAAAAUGUAAAGGGAAAGGUUCAAAGAGUGGGAUAUCUGGGAGUUGUUAUGGAUGCCAUGGUACUGGUAUGAAGAUCUCAACAAGACAGAUUGGACCAGGCAUGAUUCAACAGAUGCAACACGUCUGCCCCGAAUGCAGAGGCUCAGGCGAGGUCAUUAGUGAGAGAGAUAGAUGCCAACAAUGCAAAGGGAACAAGGUUAGCCAGGAAAAGAAAGUGUUGGAGGUGCAUGUUGAAAAAGGGAUGCAGCACGGACAGAGGAUUGUGUUCCAGGGACAAGCUGAUGAAGCUCCUGAUACCGUUACAGGAGAUAUUGUCUUUGUGGUGCAACAGAAGGAUAAUCCCAAGUUCAAACGGAAGUUUGACGAUCUCCAUAUAGAACACACCCUCAGUUUAGCAGAGGCUCUUUGUGGGUUUCAGUUUGCUUUGACUCAUCUUGACGGCAGGCAGCUUUUAAUCAAAUCGAACCCUGGCGAGAUCAUCAAGCCUGAUAUGUACAAGGCUAUCAAUGACGAGGGAAUGCCACAACACCAGAGGCCCUUCAUUAAAGGCAGGCUUAUCAUCCAUUUUGAUGUGGAAUUCCCAGAGACUGGGUUUCUUUCACCUGAGAAAUGCCAGGCUUUAGAGACAGUUUUACCAAGGCCAAACAAGCAGUCAUCAUAUAUGGAUUUGGAUGAGUGUGAGGAAACCACUUUGCUCGAUGUCAACAUUGAGGAUGAGCUGAGGCGGAAGGAGCAGCAACGACAGCAGGAGGCUUAUGAUGAAGAUGACGAUGACGACGACGAGCCACAUAUGCGUAGAAUGGCAUGUAACCAGCAAUAAGGCUUGAAUUGUUUUAUUGCUUGCCAUUGUUGCUGUUUUAGCUUAUUUAUGUGCUAGAAUGCACUGUCCUGUUUGUGAUAGAAGGUACCUAUGCCUUUUGUUAUAAGUUUGCUUUUAGGGUUCAAGUUUUUUUUUUUUUCUUUUUUUUUCAUCUGCAUGUUAUUUCUUCUUUAUAUUUCCUAAUACCUUCUUGGAGUUGAAUUAGUGUGUUCUAUUAUAUUAUUCAUUAUAUUAUAGUAUAUUUCUCUCU